Molecule: messenger RNA, 905 nt
Organism: Drosophila arizonae
Lineage: Eukaryota; Metazoa; Arthropoda; Insecta; Diptera; Drosophilidae
Product: nurim homolog
Cellular component (GO): nuclear membrane
Source: RefSeq, a predicted model, not a curated record
CAAAUCACAACUAUAAUGGGCUCAUUUGCAAAGGUUGUUUUAUUGCUGGCCUCUUUAGUCACUUUCUGCUACACAUUUUAUGUGGUCGGAAAAUUGACGCUGUUUCUCUCCAAGCCGCGAUCGAUUUCAAAAGCGCACAUCUGGGUCUUUAAUUUAUUGGACAACGACUCGCGAGUGGAAACCGCAUUUGGACCGCUUGUAUUCGACACUAUCUAUUUAAUCACAUUCAUAUUCCAGCAUAGCUUCUUUAAGUCAGCAAUAGUGAAGAAUCUGCUGCGCAAGUUGCACUUGGCUCCAGCCGAGCGAACUAUUUAUACUUUGACGUCAUCGCUUUGUUUACAUCACUUGGUGAAGAACUGGGUGCCUGCUCAGUCGAUUGUGCUCUGGCAAAUCGACGUGGAGGAGAGCAUCCCGCUUUGGUGGACUUUUGUUAUAACCCAUGGUAUAUGUUGGGCUAUCAUUUACGGAGGCAGCUUCAUUAUGGACCUGGGAGAGCUGCUGGGCAUCAAGCAGACCUAUUAUUAUCUACAUAACUACUCCGAGCCCAUCACAUUCAAGUCGCUUGAGCUGCGCAACCUGUACUCCCAUGUCCGUCAUCCAUCCUUUGUAGGAUUCACUCUCAUUCUGUUUGCCACCAACGUGAUGAGUAUUGAUCGCUUCCUGCUCGCUGUGCUGCUCACUGCGUACAUGUAUGUGGCCUGGUCCUCCGAUCAGACCGACGUCGCCUACCAAAAAAAACAGCUUCAGCGAAAGAAACAAGAACUAAAAGCUCAUUAAGGACAAGAUUAACAUGCGUUCUAGCGGGUCCUUUCCUGGAUACCUUUUUAAUUUAAGGAUCAUACAUGUUUAAGUAUCUUAUCUAUAUAUAUGUGCCUAAUAAACUACUAGCUCAUCCGCACCACCGA